Molecule: messenger RNA, 3267 nt
Organism: Nicotiana tabacum (common tobacco)
Lineage: Eukaryota; Viridiplantae; Streptophyta; Magnoliopsida; Solanales; Solanaceae
Product: putative RNA polymerase II subunit B1 CTD phosphatase RPAP2 homolog
Cellular component (GO): nucleus; cytoplasm
Molecular function (GO): RNA polymerase core enzyme binding; RNA polymerase II CTD heptapeptide repeat phosphatase activity
Source: RefSeq, a predicted model, not a curated record
AAAUCUCUACUUCCUCAAUCUUAAACUGGCUCGAUACGUCUCUCGCCUCUCUACUCUCACUAGCUAGACUGUUAAUUCGUCCAAGUUUUGGAUUUCCUCGGUUAACUGGUAGCUGAGGGAUCAAAUACAGCUGCUGAAGAAGUUAAAGGGAUUGACGUUAAUCGUAAACCAUUUGAUAGGAAAAUAAGGAGAUUAGUUAAGGAUAAAUCAAAGAGAAAAAAACAGAAAAGACGCAAUACAAUAGGGUGCAAGUGUAAAUUUCAAUUCCAAAAAACACAGCGUUAAGGUUCUCCUUUUACUAACUGGAGUACUACUAAUGUAAGCGUUGCCUUGCCAAAUCGACAACAAUUCAAAGUCUGUAACUCGACUCUGGCUCUGAGUACUUGGGAAGAGUUCUCUGAUGGCAAAUGAAGAAGUCAUCGCUGUUAAAGAUGCUAUCCACAAGCUGCAACUCUAUCUUCUUGAAGGCAUUAAAGAUGAAAACCAACUCUUUGCUGCUGGGUCUUUGCUGUCUCGGAGAGAUUAUCAGGAUGUAGUAACUGAACGAUCAAUAGCAAACAUGUGUGGUUAUCCUCUUUGCAGCAACUCUCUGCCUUCUGAAAGGCCUAGGAAUGGACAUUACCGGAUAUCAUUGAAGGAGCAUAAAGUUUAUGAUCUUCAUGAAACAUACAUGUACUGUUCAACAAACUGUGCUGUCAACAGUGGAGCAUUUGCCCGUAGCUUGCAAGACGAGAGAAGCUCUACUUUAAAUACAGCAAAACUUAAUGAAGUCUUGAAGCUAUUUGUGGGAUUGCAUUUGCAUUCCACAGAGGAUGUGAAGGAAAGUGGAGAUCUAGGAUUAUCCAAGUUGAAGAUUCAGGAAAAGGUGGAUGUAAAGGGUGGUGAAGUUUCAAUGGAAGAGUGGAUGGGUCCAUCUGACGCGAUUGAAGGCUAUGUUCCCCAGAGAGAACGAAAUUUGAAGCCAGCACUGUUGAACAACAUUAAGAAAAGUUCCAAGAAUAAGCAGGCCAAACUCCAAAAUGAGAAAAACAUGAUACUACAUGAGAUGGACUUUUCCAGCACUAUAAUAACUCAAGAUGGUUAUAGCAUUUCAAAGUUACCAGCACCUGUAAAUGCUGUCUCAAGUAAAAAGGUUAAAGAAGCACAAACAAGAACAAGCUAUGAAGUUAGGGAUGUUGAUGUUUCUAUAUUGGGGAAGCAAGUUGAUGCCUUGCAGUUGCAUUCUGGAGAAGAAACAGAAAAGACAGAUUCGAAUAAUAGAAGUUAUAAGGUCGAUAAAUUUAACACUGGAGAAGUGUCUUCUGGUCCUUGCCAACAUGAUGUCAAGAACAAAAGUCUUGAGGUACUAAAUAUGUCUGAUGCUGGAAGAGAAUAUGCAUCAGAUGAUGCACGUGAAAAACAAUCACUCAGAUCUUCUCUAAAAUCCUCAAAGUACAAGAAAAUGGCUCGUUCAGUUACUUGGGCUGAUGAAAAUGUUGAUAAUGGCACUGGAAAAUUAACGGAGAGUUCAUCCGAAAUAUCAGAAAAAGGGGAUCAAGCUAAUAGGGAAUCAGGCCCUACAAACAUGGAAGAGGAUGAUGAUUCAUAUCGAUUUGAAUCUGCAGAAGCAUGUGCAGCAGCACUAAAACAAGCAGCAGAGGCUGUUGCCUCAGGUUCUGAUGUCCCUGAUGCUGUGUCCACUGCCGGGAUUAUAAUAUUACCACCUCCAAAAGAAGUGGAUGAAGCAGUACUUAAGGAGAACGAUGAGGUGCUUGAUAUAGAACCAGCUCCUUUAAAAUGGCCAAGAAAACCAGGGGUGCCAAAUUAUGAUGUUUUUGAAUCAGAGGACUCUUGGUAUGAUAGUCCACCAGAGGGGUUUAAUUUGAAUCUGUCACCUUUCUCUACGAUGUUUAAUUCUCUCUUCACAUGGAUAUCAUCAUCGUCCUUGUCAUUCAUAUAUGGCAAUGAUGAAAGCUUUAAUGAGGAGUAUUUGUCUGUCAAUGGAAGUGAAUAUCCUCGCAAAAUUGUGUUAUCUGAUGGCCGGUCAACUGAGAUCAAGCAGACUCUUGCUAGGUGUCUUGCUCGAGCAUUACCGGGAUUGGUUGCUGACCUUAGGCUGCCUGUACCAAUAUCAGUUUUAGAACAAGGACUGGUUCUCUUGAUAGAUACAAUGUCUUUUGUGGAUCCACUCCCUGCAUUCAGGAUGAAGCAGUGGCAACUAAUUGUUCUUCUGUUUCUGGAUGCUCUUUCCAUAUGUAGGAUACCUGUACUGACUCCAUAUAUGACAGGCAGAAGGACUUUGCUUCCAAAGGUGCUUGAUGGUGCUCAGAUAAGCGCAGCAGAAUAUGAGAUCUUGAAAGAUCUAAUCAUUCCACUAGGCCGAGUGCCUCAGUUCUCAAUGCAAAGUGGAGGCUAAUUUGAUAUAAUACGGCUUUCCAGACUUCCUUCUCUAAACUUUCAUGAGAGAAAGUUGUUCCGGAAAGUGUGCCCAAAAGUCAUAAUUAUAUUUGGUGGUUGCAACUUCUGUUCAUAUCUGUUUAUGUUUUAUAGAGAUGCUAUGUCGUCAAGGCACUGAUGUACUUUGAUGAUUCAUUAUUGACGAGAUUCUCUUUGAUACCAUUCUUCUGCGGGCUAAUAACAUUUUUGGUUUGAGGUGUAAAGAGGGGUUGAAUGAGUGGAAAACUGGAAAUACAUAGAGAGGGAAGCAUCAUUUUCCUCAUGUGGUAAGAAGUAAAAGAGGACUGAAGGAAAAGUAGUGACCCCACAGUUUUUCGAAACCAUCUAGAAGCCGGCGGGAAGGAGAAAGUGUCUCAUUUUUACUUCCUUUCUAACAGUAUUAAAUGAUUGGAAGUAAAUCUUCUAUACUCAGUCUAAGUGAAGUAAGUGAACAAUUUUCUAUUUCCUUUACCUUUUCCUUCUCCUGCCUGAAACCAAAUAGGCUUACUACCUGUGGUAAAUAUACAUUGGAAGGUGUCUUUUGUUCUGGUUUUGCCACUGCCAUUUAUUAGUCAGAGUAGUUUCUUUAAAUGGUUUUAAUACUAAACCUUCUGUAGGUUCUCAAGUAAGAUUGCUACUUGGUCAGAAUACCUAAAGGGUACAAUCCUAAUGCCUUAAAGCUGGAGUUCAGAAUAUUUGUUUCAUUGAUGUUUCAGUUCUUGAGAAUGUCAGGAAUGGGUGAGUGGGAAGGCGAAGGAAUAGGUCGAACUUAUAGGUGAUGUAACCAGAAAAUAUUGAUGUUUACUGUCAAUUAGACAAUUUAACUUUCAUAGUUAUAAAUUAAAGUAUGAA